AUGGAUCCACCACUUAUCUCCAUAGCCUCAUCUAACGUUCCUCCUCCUAAUGUGAUCCAAACAAAUUAUCCUGACUCGUUAGAGUCAAUAUCACCACGACAACAACCACCACCACGAUCACGUGAAGCAAUGAACGAUGAGCCUCUACCUAAUGUCCCAAACGCCAAGCUUCGUCUAAUGUGCAGCUACGGAGGCCACAUUAUGCCCCGCCCUCAUGAUAAAUCCCUUUUUUAUGUUGGCGGCGACACUCGAAUCGUGGUGAUCGACCGCAGUUCUUCCCUGAAAGACCUAUGUUCACGCCUUUCGAGAACAAUUCUUAAUGGAAGACCUUUUACUCUCAAGUACCAGCUUCCAAAUGAAGACCUUGACAGCCUUAUCACAGUCACAACAGAUGAAGAUCUCGAAAACAUGAUCGAAGAGUAUGAUCGAAUAGCAUCUGCAUCUUCGACCAUGAAAUCUUCUUCAAGACUCAGAGUGUUUCUGUUUUUCACAAAACCAGAGUCCACGCUCUCGAUGGGAUCACUCCUUGAUGAUGCAAAAUCUGAGACAUGGUUUGUUGAUGCACUCAACAAUUCAGGGAUUCUCUCGAGGGGUGUGUCGGAUUCAGCAGGGGAUUCUUUUGUGAAUCUUGAUAAUGUUCCUGCUAGUGAUUCAAGCAAUAACUUGGAAGCACAAGGUGUAGCAGUUGUAGAGUCAUUGAACCUUCUCGAAAACAACAACAACAAUGUUAAGAAUGUUUUUGAUGUUGCUAAUGUUGUGAACUCAACACCUGGUUCACCUAUGCUAGAGAAUAGUCCAUCUUCUUCUUCUUUGUCUUCUUCCAUGGCGAAUUUGCCUCCGAUUCGUGUCCGUGUUGACGAAACCGGUGGUAGCAGGCUUCAACAAGAGAAUAAAGUUGGAAUGAAGCAAGAUGAUGGAUUUGUUGUUUCUUCUGCCAAUGUGGCUAUGGCUGCAAUUCCUGCAACAUUGACUAUGGCUUCAGCUGGUGUUGUCACUACUACUAUUACAAAUGAUGUUAAUAUGAACAGGGUUGUUUCUGAUGAUGAGAGAUCAGAUUAUGGAGGAGUAACUGGAGCUCGAAAACCGCCUUUACCAUUACAGCUUGUUCAGCCAAGGACUAGUGGUGGUUUGAGUUUUCCUUCACCAGAUUCAGUCACAAGUGAUAAUAGUAGUAUUGCAUCUACUAAUUCUUUCUCCAAAAUCAUUUAUCAUCAAGAACAAGUCCAAGUCCAAGUUCAACCUACAAACAUAGACAACAAACCACAAGAUUCUAGUUACAUCUUACCUCAACAACUAGAUCAAAAUCAACAACAAUUUGUUCAUUCCAACACUCACUAUAUCCACCACCCUACAUCAACAAACCAAGUUCCAAUCUCAUCAUACUACCAAGUUUAUCCCCCACAAUCACAACAACAACAACAACUUCACAAUCCAAUUGGUCAACAACAAUAUCCAAUUUAUGUAAUGCCUAUUGGAACCACACAACAACAACCUUACAACAUGACAUUGCAACAUACUAUAAGUGAUCCUAAUGUUGUGUCCUCUAUUAGGCCAUUAAUACCUCAAAGUGGAACUCCACCAAUUUACCCUAGUAAAUCACCUAACCCUAAUGUGCCACCAAAUUCAACAUUUGUUCAAGUACCUUCAAAUCAAUUUCAACAACAAUAUGUUGGUUUGCCUCAAUUCCAUCAUCAACCACAACAUCCAAUCAAUGUAGCUCCUUCUAGUGGUACUAACUAUGGUUAUGAAUAUGGUGGCAAUGUGGAAGGUCAAGUGUACUAUACUCAACAAACAACUAAUGCUCCAUUGGUUACUCAGUACCAAUCCAUGACUCCUGCAGCUGCUGCUGCAGCAUUAUCAGAUACUUCCCAACAGUUCCCUGCAGAUAAUGUUCAGCAACCAAAUAGAACUUCGCAGCCCGUUUAA
This is a messenger RNA of Lathyrus sativus (Indian pea), 1926 nucleotides long. The record is from the annotation of a GenBank genome assembly. NCBI's taxonomy places the organism in Eukaryota, Viridiplantae, Streptophyta, Magnoliopsida, Fabales, Fabaceae.